Molecule: messenger RNA, 6342 nt
Organism: Cyclopterus lumpus (lumpfish)
Lineage: Eukaryota; Metazoa; Chordata; Actinopteri; Perciformes; Cyclopteridae
Gene: ptprz1a
Product: protein tyrosine phosphatase receptor type Z1a
Exons: 30
Coding region: 28-5556 (1842 amino acids)
Biological process (GO): peptidyl-tyrosine dephosphorylation
Molecular function (GO): protein tyrosine phosphatase activity; protein binding
Source: RefSeq, a predicted model, not a curated record
CCCUCCUUCCACCCUAACACCUCAAACAUGGACACUACGCGCUGCUGUCUGCUGCCGGCUGCACUUCUCAUCCUCAUGUGCCAACAAGCUGGAGGAUACGCAUACAGGAAUCAACGCAAGUUCUCAGAAGACAUCGACUGGUCGUACGCGGGAACCCUGAAUCAGAACAACUGGGCCAAGAAGUUUCCGUCCUGCAGCAACGCCAAGCAGUCCCCCAUCAACAUCGAGGAGGACCUGGCUCAGGUGAAGCUGCAGUACCAGAAGCUGACGUUCGAGGGCUGGGAGAGUCCGACGAGCAGCAGGACGACCAUCAAGAACGACGGCAAGACCGUGGCGGUCGACGUGGACGGAGAGUUCUACGUGAGCGGAGGCGGCCUGAGGUCAAAGUUCAAGGUGGGACGUAUCACCUUCCACUGGGGGCGCUGCAACGCCUCCUCAGAGGGCUCCGAACACAGUCUGGAUGGAGUCAAAUACCCUCUGGAGAUGCAGAUCUACUGUUAUGAGGAGCAUCGCUUCGCCUCCUUAGAGGAGGCCAUGAAGGCCGGAGGGAGGGUCACCGCGCUGGCCGUGCUGCUCGAGACGAGCGCGGACGACAACGUGAACUUCGCCGCCAUCAUCGACGGUGUGAACAGCGUGAGCAGAUACGGAAAGAGCGGCGCGGUGCCGCCCUUCGCCCCGCGAGGCCUCCUGCCCAACGCCACGGACAAAUACUUCAUCUACAACGGCUCGCUGACCUCGCCGCCCUGCAGCGAGACCGUGGAGUGGAUCGUCUUCAAGAGCGUGGCGGCCGUCUCCGACGGACAGCUGGAGAUGUUCUGCGAGGUGAUGACGAUGCAGCAGGCCGGCUACGUGAUGCUGAUGGACUACCUGCAGAACAACUACAGGGAGCAGCAGCAGUUCAUGGGCCAGGUGUUCUCCUCUUACACCGGCACCGAGGAGGUGCUCACGCCAGUGUGCAGCUCGGAACCGGAGAACCUCCAGGCGGUUCCCCACAACCUCAGCAGCCUGCUGGUGACGUGGGAGCGGCCUCGGGCGGUGUACGACGGCAGCAUCGAGAAAUACUCCGUCACCUACCGGCUGGCCCACGCGGAGAGCUCCGCCCCCUCUACGUACCUGACGGACGGGGACCAGGAUGUGGGGGCGAUGCUCGACGACCUGCUGGCCAACACCAGCUACGCGGUCCAGGUGGUGGCGGUCUGCACCAACGGUCUGUACGGGCGUCUGAGCGACCUGCUGGCGGUCGCCAUGCCGAUCCACGACCCCGAAAAUGAUCCGGAUUCAGAGGAAUUUGACGACGAGGACAACUAUGAACCCGACCCGUCCUGGAACAAACCGGUCCAGACCGAGGACUACGAUUUGACCUGGACCCCCACAAACUCACCGAGGACCACGACCUCCGGACCUCCGCGUGGCGUCACGACCACGACGGCGGAACCCGGUCGGAGGGAAACCUCCACCGAUCCGGUUCCCCCUGUCGGAUCCACCCGGUACGGUCCAGUCCCGGGCGGCUCUGAAGAGACGGGUCCCCGCAGUACCUCCACACGGCCACCAGGCGUCCCCCUUGCAACAAGAAACACGGGAGGGUUCAGUGGCAACGCUCCUUUUUACUCCACGACCAGAAGAGCCAGCUCCACGACUCCUUUGCACCCCAACGCGGAGACGGAAGCCGGAGGUUUGAUUCCAAAAACGAAAGCUGUGGCUCCUCCCACUUCUCCCACUAAAAGUAUUUCUUCCAGCGGCGCGAGCGGCACGACGUCGACGUCCUUCGUCCGGGCCGAGACCGACCGAGGUCUGGCCCGUCCCGUGGACGAAGACGCCGCCGCCGUGUCCCCGGGACCCGGAGGUCUUCCAGAGAUCCAGACUCCUUCCACCUCCCGGCCUUCCUCCUCGGGUGAAGCUGCUCCACGGAGGCCUACAAGUCCCGGCGCGCCUCACUCUCCGUCCACCACGACCUCCGUCCAGUUGAGUGGCGUUCUCUUGCUGACCACGCAGGCGAUGUCCAACGGUGAGCGCCCCCCUGUCCUCCCCUCCACCUCCUCCCCUCCGUGUGACACGGCGGACCCCUCCACCUGCUUGCAUGACCCUUCCUCCUCGUCUUGGCCCGCGUUGUCCUCCUCUUCCCCGGACUCCCAGCAUGCCGCUACCGCUAGCAGAGACCCGGCUUCUCCCUCGACCCCCACGCCCCCUGGCUCCUCCCCCACACCCCCUGACUCCUCCCCCCCUCCCCCUCCUCACCCCCCCCACCCCCUGUCUGAUUGGGGCACUGUCGCCCCCGGUGUCGGGUUCGACGAUAGCGACGGUGAUUUCUUGUCCGGGUCUUCGUCUUCGUCGGCCUCCUCAGGCGACCACUCGGUGUUUAGCGAGACCCCGCCUCUCAGCGCGGUGCCGGAUCCGCCCGAACCCGCCUGGCACCCAUCGCUCUCGGCGGUCUCCCCGUCUCUCGGCCCGACCCUCCAGCCUUCGCUUCUCCUCCCUGGCGACUUCUUCACCCUCGCCGUCUCCGGCGCGACUCCGGGCUCGUCCCGUUCUCUCUCCGUCGGGUCGGAGGACGCCGCCGGGUACGCCACGGCGGAGUCUUUCCUCCCCGAGGUCAGCGGUGACGGGUUUCCCUUCGCCAGCGACGUGGACCCCGUGUGCGGCUGUUCCCUGGAGCCCACGGCGUCCUCUUCCUGGCCGCACGCCUCUCCUCACGCCCCCCUGCCGUCCUCGGCCUGGGACUCUGCCGGCGUGGAGCUUUUCUCUAGCGCGGGCUUCUCUGGUGUCGGUGUAGACGAUCCCCCGCGCUCUCUCUCUGUGGCGGGUCCGCCUCUUCAAUCCCACGGGAUCGCUCCCACGGCGUCCCUCCUCCCGCUCGCCCGCAGUGACCCGCCCGUUUCUGUUGCAGCCACGGCGUCUGGCGGCGGCGGGGAUCCCGGGAUCUCCGCAUCGGGUGGGAGCUCCACCCUCCAAACCUCCGCCCUCCCUUCCCCACCCUUCACCCCCACCCCAGAAGGACGGGCGUUGGACACUAGCGGCGGCGCCUCGGGCUCGGCCCUGUCCCCCGACCCCCCGGAGGGCGUGGAUCAGGAGUGGGACGGGGUUCAAGCCUCGGCCUCCGGAGAGAGCGCGUUCCCCCAUUGGACCAAGGUCACGAGCGCCGCCCCCUCCGAGUCCGGCGCGUCCCCCGACGAUUUGGACGGACGCUCCUCGGCGUUCUAUUUCGAUAGCGGCAGCGGCAGCGCCGUCGCCUCGGAGGCGGGAGGCGCGGUGGCGACGCCGACCGCUCCUGCGGCGGCGACGCCGGCUCCGCCCUGGUUUCCGGGCAGGGGGGGGGAGGAGGAGGAGGAGGAGGAGAGCGGCUCGGGGCUACAUGGCGAGAGCCCGUACGACAUCGAGACGUCCUCCGACUUCAGUAUCUCCGAGCGCACGGAAAGGGAGUCGAAGGAGGAGGAGCCUGUCGCAGACGCCAGCAACAGCAGCCACGAGUCCAGAGUGGGUUCCUUCCGGGAGAGGAAGGCCGUGGUCCCCCUGGCCGUCAUCUCCACCCUCACCGGCCUCGGCCUGCUGGUCCUCAUCGGCAUCCUGGUCUACUGGAGGACCUGUUUUCAGACGGCUCACUUCUACAUCGACGACAACUCAUCACCCCGAGUCAUCGCUGUACCGCCUUCUGCAUUGACAUCUGACGAACAAACGUCUUUCCCAGUGAAGCAGUUUGUGAAACACGUGGCCGAGCUCCACAACACCAGUGGAUUCCAACGAGAGUUUGAGAUACUGAAGGAGAGUUACGAGGAGGUUCAGACGUGCACGGUGGACAUGACGACCGACGGCUCCAACCAUCCCGACAACAAAAGUAAAAACCGAUACAGCAACAUCCUGGCCUACGACCACAGUCGAGUGCGACUCUCGUCGGACAAAGACGGGAAGACGGGAGAUUACAUCAACGCCAACUACGUGGACGGUUUCAAGAAGCCGCGGUCGUACAUCGCCGCUCAGGGUCCUCUGAAGUCGAGCACCGAGGACUUCUGGAAGAUGAUUUGGGAGCAAAACGUCUGCGUCAUCGUUAUGAUCACCAACCUGGUGGAGAAGGGAAGAAGGAAGUGCGAUCAGUACUGGCCGGCGGAGGUGCAGGAGGAGUACGGCGGCUUCCUGGUGACGCUGAAGAGCAGCAGGGUGCUCGCCUACUACACCCAGAGGACCUUCUCCGUGAGGAACGCCCACGCCAAGAAGGGCUCCCAGAAGGGGCGGAGCAACGAGCGGACGGUGACUCAGUACCAUUACACCCAGUGGCCCGACAUGGGCGUCCCGGAGUUCGCGCUGCCGCUGCUCAGCUUCGUCCGCAAGUCGUCCGGAGCCAGGCCGGACGACCGGGGGCCCGUGGUGGUGCACUGCAGCGCCGGCGUUGGCCGGACGGGCACGUACGUGGUGCUGGACAGCAUGCUGACGCAGAUGAGGGACGAAAGCAACGUCAACAUCACGGGCUUCCUGAAACACAUCCGCACGCAGAGGAACUACCUGGUUCAGACAGAGGAACAGUAUGUUUUUAUCCACGACGCCUUGGUGGAGGCCAUCUUGUCCGGAGACACGGAGGUGGCGGCGGCCCGGCUGCACCGGUACGUGGACGAGCUGCUGACCCCGGGGGCUGCUGGGAGGACGCGCCUGGACAAGCAGUUCACGCUGGUUUGUCACUCCGGGGCGAAGCGGUGCGACUUCUCUGCAGCUCUGCAGGACGGCAACCGCGGCAAGAACAGGAAGUGCUCCGCGGUGCCCGACGAGAGGUCACGUGUGCGCUUGUCUACGGCGGCGGGGGAAACGUCCGACUACAUUAACGCAUCAUACGUCACCGGUUACAGGCAGAGAAGCGAGUUCAUCAUUACCCAGAAUCCUUUGCCCGGCACCUUUAAGGACUUCUGGAGGAUGCUUUGGGACCACAACGCCCAGGUCGUCGUGUCGCUGAUGGGGACGCCGUCGGUCGAGAUGCCCGAGGAGGAGGAGGAGGAGGCGGAGGAGGAGGCGGAGCUACGUGUCGUCUGGCCACGUAAAGGGCAGCCAAUCAGCUACGAGACGUUCACCGUCACUCAGAGGAGCGAGAACCACAUCUGUCUGACGAACGAGGACAUGCUGGUGGUCCAGGACUACGCACUGGAAGCUACACAGGACGACUUUGUUCUGGAGGUGAAGCGCUACCGGGCCCCUCGCUGGCCCAAUCCGGACAGUCCCAUCAGCAACACCUUCGAGCUGCUCAACCUGGUGAAGGGGAGCGCCGCCAAGGACGGCCCCGUCGUGGUCCACGAUGACGUGGGAGGAGCCACGGCAGCCACGUUCUGCGCUCUGUCGUCUCUAACUCGCCAGCUGGAGGCCGAAGGUUCGGUCGACGUCUUCCAAGUGGCCAAGCUGACGAACCUCAUGAGACCGGGAGCCUUCAGCGACAUUGAGCAGUACCAGUUCCUGUACAAAGCCAUGCUGAGUCUCAUCGGGACGCAGGAAGAUGAGAAAACCCUCCAGUCCUCAGACAACAACGGUACCAUUGUGGUGGGAACCGCCAGCACUGCUGCAGAGAGCCUGGAAUCCCUGGUGUAACCUCCCCCCCCCCCCGAAAACACCACAACAAACUUGUUUAACUUUUACAAAUGAGCAACAGCAUUUCGUCCCUCCAGUCACCAACAGAGCUUCUCCCGAUGCCCGACUCGUGCUUCCACUACUAAGUAAUACUCGUCAGCGUUCAGGAGGACUCGGUACCGACCGGGUUUCUUCUCCGAUGGAUCUGGACUGCCUGCGGUUUUUGUAAUGUGUGCCUUUUUGUAUUUUUCAUUCUGUACUUCUAACUUUGAUACAAGCUGUAGACUAACUGUCCACUGUUUUUAACGCUGUACUGGCCCGAGACGUUUCACUUAACCAACUUUUCCUAAACCUUUUGUAUUUAUUGGCACUGAGCCAAAUGGGGCAGGGGGGGAAAAAAAAGAAGGGAAAAAGCAUCUUUUUACAUCAAAUGAGAUAUUUGGUUAGCUUGUCUUUUAUAGCGCUCCUGCACUGAACUCCUUUCUGUAAAUACCAUCCCAACGGUAACAGCAGUCGAAUAUGAAAUAAGGGCCUGGAAUAAUACAAAAUAAUAAUCUAAUGUAAAUAAUAUUAUAGUAAUCAACUUGAUGGACCAAAUUUCUAUUUAUACUUUUAGAUUUUUAUAUUUUACCAUUUUUAGUGCAUUCGAAUGUUAUGGUUUAAUUCUAAUUGCUUAGUUGGAGAACAUUAAUGCUUUUAUAUUCUGGAUUUUGUAACAGACUAAAUGUGAUGCAUGGGGUACUGACAUGUUUGUUUUUUAGCUGGACAUGAAACACUGCUGGAUUAUUAGCUAGAGGAUUAAAUAAG